CAUUUCCAUUUCCAUUUCCUAUCUCCUUCCUCUAUCUUUCGGUCUCUCCUUUUUCUUUCCAAUUCUCCUUCCUUCCAGUAUAAAUUCCCCCCUCUUUUCUCUCCCUUAAUUCAAAGGAAAAAAAAGAAAGCCUUUACAAGCGUAACGCUCUGCUCUCGGUUUCUUUCCACUCUCUGGUUUUGUCUUCGGUUAUUUUUCUCUGUUUUUUUUUUUCUUAAUUGGAUCGAUCAUGUCGAAAAACAUUCUGGUGACCGGUGGAGCCGGUUAUAUUGGGAGCCACACGGUGUUGCAGUUGCUAUUAGGCGGCUACAGAGUGGUGGUUGUUGAUAAUCUAGAUAAUUCCUCGGAGGUUGCUAUUAAAAGAGUCGAAGAACUCGCCGGUGAAUUCGGCAAAAAUCUUUCCUUUCUUCAGAUGGACCUUCGGGAUAGACCAGCACUCGAAAAACUUUUUGCUAAAACAAAGUUUGAUGCUGUGAUUCACUUUGCUGGACUAAAAGCAGUUGGUGAAAGUGUACAGAAACCAUUGCUCUAUUAUGACAACAAUCUCAUUGGAACAAUCACCCUAUUGGAACUAAUGGCUGCACAUGGAUGUAAAAAUCUUGUAUUUUCAUCAUCUGCUACUGUUUAUGGCUGGCCAAAGGAGGUUCCAUGUACAGAAGAGUUCCCCCUGGCUGCAGUGAAUCCAUAUGGACGAACCAAGCUUUUCAUUGAAGAGAUGUGUCGUGAUAUCCGCAGUUCUGAUUCUGAAUGGAAGAUCAUACUCCUAAGAUAUUUUAAUCCAGUUGGUGCACAUCCUAGUGGCCAUAUAGGUGAAGAUCCCCGUGGUAUUCCAAACAAUCUCAUGCCUUUUGUGCAACAAGUUGCUGUUGGCAGGCGACCAGCAUUGACAGUGUUUGGAAAUGACUAUUCAACAAAGGAUGGGACUGGGGUACGCGAUUACAUCCAUGUUGUUGAUUUAGCGGAUGGGCACAUUGCUGCACUACGUAAAUUAUCUGAUCCAAAUAUAGGUUGUGAGGUCUACAACUUGGGAACAGGAAAGGGAACAUCAGUUUUGGAGAUGGUUGCUGCAUUUGAAAAGGCAUCCGGAAAGAAAAUUCCUCUUGUAAUGGCUGGGCGUCGACCCGGUGAUGCCGAAAUUGUUUAUGCUUCCACAGAAAAGGCGGAGCGUGAGUUGAAUUGGACGGCAAAAUACGGUAUUGAGGAGAUGUGCAGGGAUCAGUGGAACUGGGCCAGCAACAACCCAUAUGGAUAUGAAUCUUCUGAGUCAACUAACUGAGUGCCAAGACUUUGUCACCCCACGAUUCUUAUCAAAAACACUCAGAUUAGAUUUUCUUAACUUUAAUUUCACAGAUUUAUAGGCGAUUAUCACUUAGGUAUUACGAUUAUAGAGAAUAAGGGGCACUUUGUUUAGGCUGCUUCGAUUUCUCUGAAGCUGGUGUUGUGCCCCUCAUUGCUACUAUUUUCUUUUCUGGCUAUUUGUCGAGUUAAUUCAUUUGACCCUGUUAUAAUGAGCUACAACUAUUUUAAUGACAAUAUCCUCUUUGUCCUUUGUAAGUUUUA
This is a messenger RNA of Theobroma cacao (cacao), 1560 nucleotides long. RefSeq names its product UDP-glucose 4-epimerase GEPI48. Gene Ontology annotation, molecular function: UDP-glucose 4-epimerase activity. The record is from RefSeq and is a predicted model, not a curated record. Gene Ontology annotation, cellular component: cytosol. Gene Ontology annotation, biological process: galactose metabolic process. NCBI's taxonomy places the organism in Eukaryota, Viridiplantae, Streptophyta, Magnoliopsida, Malvales, Malvaceae.